CUGCUGCGCCCUUGCGGGGGCGGGGUCCGUGCGCGGGAGGCAGGCAAUGCCACCUAUUGGUGAUGCCCCAUGUUACCUUUUGCUACAGAAUUAAUUACACCUGAGAGGAAGCAUGAGUAAAUGCAGAUCUAGGAACCAGCUGAUUCUUUGAUAAAAGCUAUGAAUCGUGGGGAGUGCCUGAGAAGAAAGAGUCCAGAAUAGAAGCCAUUAAAUGGAGAUGCAAUUGCUGAGAACAGCCAGUGGAUCUGUCUGGAUUUACGAGGACGUUCAUAUUGAAUUAGAGGGUUAACAGCAAAAUACCUUGAUGCUGGAGGGUUUUUCUCAGCGACGGCCGGCUCAGAUCAGCUUUAAUUGUGGCAGAUGGUACUUGCAUUCGGAGGAUCCAGUCCCACAUCUGUAUUCCUAAGGUGGCAUUUAGGGCAGCUUCUCUGUCUUGGCAGGGUGUCAGUGUGUGUGUUGCCCAACAGAAGGGGGAAGAUAAGCGCAGAGUUCACCUUGUAAGGCUCUCUCUGCCGGUGACUGGCUGUGGAUUUAUGGAGGUGCCAGGGAGCAGCUUUGAGUAUUGCCACGCACAACAUUGUGCCCACUGAGGAAAGGUCUCGGCCAGCUCGCCUGCCCCUGGGUCCGUGCCCUUGGGUUUAACCAUUCAAAUCUCCCGUGCAUGGCUCUCGCAGCCAAGGGACUUCUGCUGGCUGCUGCCACAGCCUGAUCCGCUUCGGGCCCCCAUCGCUGCUCCCAAGUACUCCACCUAUCCAGAUGGGGUAACGUGACGGAGCGAAACGGCACGCGAGGAGGUUCCCCGAUGCAGAGGCCUUUCUAGAGAAGAGAGCAAGGAAACCGGAGGGCGCGGAAGGCAGGGAGGGCGGCGGCUCUGGAUUGCACACCCAAAGGAAACUGACACUACAACAGGAGAUUAUUAUUUUUUAUUAUUAUUAUUUGGCUUCAAGCACAUGGUUUUUUGUGUGUGUUGGGGGAUCUAACACACUCCCAAGAGCUGGGAAUAUUUGCACAACAUUUGUGUUGGGGGUUUUUUAAAUUACUUCCCUCCCACCCCAAACUCCAAGGUUUUUUUUUUGUUUUGUUUUUUUUUUACUUCUCGUCCUUCUUUCUUUAUUUCCCCCUGCCACCCUCACUUCACCAUGGCCCGUAUGAAUCGGCCUGCGCCUGUGGAGGUGUGCUACAAAAACAUGCGGUUCCUGAUUACUCACAACCCCACCAAUGCCACGCUCAGCACCUUCAUAGAGGAUCUGAAGAAAUACGGAGCGACAACGGUAGUGCGGGUCUGCGAAGUGACCUACGACAAGACUCCCCUGGAGAAGGAUGGCAUCACAGUAAUGGACUGGCCCUUUGAUGACGGCGCUCCUCCUCCCAGCAAAAUAGUGGAAGACUGGCUCAACUUGCUGAAAACAAAGUUCUGCGAAGACCCUGGCUGCUGCGUGGCUGUUCAUUGUGUGGCUGGCCUGGGCCGAGCUCCUGUUCUCGUAGCCCUGGCUCUGAUUGAGAGCGGGAUGAAGUAUGAAGACGCCAUUCAGUUCAUCAGACAGAAGCGCAGAGGAGCCAUCAACAGCAAGCAGCUAAUGUACUUGGAAAAAUACCGGCCAAAGCAGAGACUCCGAUUCAAGGACCCUCACAACCACAAGAACAGAUGCUGCAUCAUGUAACCUCAGCAACCUCUUGCCAAAACACACGCACGGACACACACACGGGGGCACGCAGGGUCGGACGGUGGCGUUGCGGGGAGCUUGGACAAAGUGGCACUGACCUUUCCUUGUACAUGGGGCACUCUCUCUUUUAAAGAAUCGCUGCACCCCUGGCCAGCUAAGGCCGAGGAGAGAAGAUGGUUCGGCAUCUCACUCCGGGUUUUAAUGGACAAAGAAUUAGCCCAUCAUUUCCCCCCGCCCUCCCCAAAAUCUCCCUUCCCCCUCCUCACCCUUUCCUCAGCUGCAGGCGGAGCUUGAGUGGAUCUGAAUUCUUUGCACUGAACCCAACUGCAGGAAGAGAUCUGUCCAGGCUGCGCUGCCCCGGGGAUGGGUUGUGGGAGGGAGAAAUCCAGAGAAUUUGCCUGCUGCCUGGUGUGUGACAGCCGCAGUCUGGCACUGUGUCACAUACGCAUCGGGCCAGCCCCUUGCACUGGGUUUGCUGGAUCGGGGGUUAGGAUGUGCUCUGAGGUUGGGUUUCCCCACUGGUCACAGACGUUCUUCCCCCUCCCUUCUCUCUGUGCUGCUCUUCGUUAGGGCCGUAAUGUUACACGUCCCAGCGGGGCACAUAGAAUCAAGGGCAAGUGGCUUGUUUUAGUUCCCUGGAGUUUGCUCCAGUCAGUCACUCGGGGCAGGGUGUUGUUGAGGGAGGAGACGGCGCUGUUACAUACACUGACUGAAUUCCAGCCCUGCACCGAACAUCCCCCGUGUGUCCCCUGGGAACGUCACUCUCCAACAGAGAACUCGGUUCGUUCAGAUUUCAAGGGCUUUCUUCCCCCUCCCAGCCACCUCUCUCCUUUGCCUGAAAAGAACCUGCCCCUAGAGUUCCUUUGCUCCUUCUGAAAUCAAAUGGUCUUUUGGGGGAGUGGGUUGUACACUGGGGAGGGCGGGUGGGAUUGGAAGGGGAGCGCGUUGCUGGGGCCAGUAAAGGGUCUUCUAGCUGGGAGGAAAGGGGCUUAGGUGUGGACGCUAGCCAGGUGUUAGAUAGAUGCAUCCCAGAGCAUAUUCACAACCUCCAAAUAGAGACUCCAGGACUGGGUUGGUGCUGGGGCUGACAGGGAGAGAGAAGGGGCAGCCCGGCAAUUUGAUGUCACAGAGGCGUAGCGUGUGAGGGGAUUGGGAGUAUGGGACGUUUCAGUCGCAUUCUUGGAUCGUAGGAGUUUCCCGUCUGGCUCAGCGUUAGUGUAACUAGCCAGGAUCUGCUUGUUUCACCUUGAAAGCCGCCGUCUGGCUGGAAGACUGAGCAGCUUCCUACACCAAGUGAACCCCGGAGGAGCACAAGGGGACGGGUGGUGAUAGUUCUCUUGAAAUUUGUCAUCUUUUCCCUUCUGACUGGGUCUGAUCUUCCCCGUGGCACAGCGUCUGCUGCAGCAGCAGCUUCCUGUUCAGGUAGCCAGCCCUCCGCGGUGCUCUGCAGUGACAUUCACCUUUGGCCAUGACCCGUGGCUGGGGUUAGGUACCACUGCCCUUGGGGAAAUAUCAUUGAUGUUGGGUUCUCUCCAGAUGGCUGCAGCUGUAACCCUGGGCUACCCCGGUGGGUUGGGGAAAGGGCUCCCUUGGUACACAUGGCCUGGAUAAGUGUGUUACCCAGGAGAGGGGAGCACCUUGGUUACAGGAGGAGGCCAGUCCGGCGAAGCGGUGACUUCAGGAGAACACUGCUGUGGCAGAGAUGCCCAGAUCUGUAGGGGGACCGGGGACUGGGCACUACUCUUCUGUCUUACCCCUUCCUCAGGAAUCGAGGCGAGAACGGAUGGCAGGUCUCCUGGACUUCAGGUGUCGGCCACGCGUCCCUUCCCUAGAGCACUGCCCACGUGUGUCCUGUCACCUCUGACCUCUUUAUUAAAUGCACAAGCUUUACAAAAUGGGAAGAAGAUGUUUAAUGUGCUCCUUGGUGAUGAUGAGAAUGGGUGCUGCAGCAGAGCACAUGGCAAGUGCCCACAAUCCCAGCUCCACCGUACACUUCCCCUGUGGCUUGCGCACAUCAUGUCACGUGUAUGUGUCUCCGUGUCCCGAGAGAGGAGAUGAGGGGGCUGGGAGGAUGGAUAGCAAAGCGCCGAGUGGCCAUUGAGUGUUAGCUACGUGGGGGGUGUCCUCCCGGAAACUUCCCUGGCUAAUCUGCGUGAAAGCCACUGGGGUCCUAGGUUUGGAGAGGGGCUAGGAAGGGUCAGUCUCUUGCAUGCAGGUCCUGUAGUGGGGAAGGAUUAAGAAACUCUUCCUCCAAAUCCUGCGUCCAUUUCUAAGGGCUCUCCUGCCCCGUGUGCGGAGGGGAGCCUGCACCUGAAGAAAGGGGAGAUUCAUGUGGGCAGCCGGCUCUGUUUGGAAGGGGGCAGGUGAGAUGGACACAUCCAAACCGAUGCCGCUUGCUUCUGCCCCAGUGCCCCUGGGCCCGGGGAGUGCAGUGCUCCCCUGUGGGCAUGGGGCGGGAGAGCAGCUUGGAAACCCCUGGGAGUCUUCCUUUCUCUACCUGGCUCCCUUCUGUAUCAGGGAGAAUAGGGCCCCCGUUGCUUCGCCGACCCAUGCCAUUGCUCCUCCCUGUGACUGUGCAUUUCUCCGAGCCCAGAAAGGAGCCAGUCUCAGAAACCGCCCGCUGCCGGCUUGCUCUUCCCUAACCCCUAGCCGAUUGGGGAGCGGGGUCUCUAAAGGGAUUUCAGUGGCACUUCUCAGAGAGGCAGCCCCAGGGAAGGGUUUUUCCCUCCUUCCCAGCCCCCUGGCUGUUCCAGGUUCUGCCAUGAGCCGGCCAGCCCCACAAUAGCCAGGAACUGGUGAUUGUUUAAAACGGGGCAGAGGGGAGCAGCCACCUUUCCCUUGUGGCAGAUGAAUCUGCAGUGCAAGGAGUGUGUGUGGGGGAGGGAGAUGCAGGAACACCAUCCGCGGGGUCUCUGGCUCACUACUGCACCCACUCUCCUUUGGGGCUCCGGUGAACCUAGCGAUGGGGAGUUCUCCACCCCGCAGCUGUCCUGAGUCGCUAUCUGAGCAUGCCCAGGCACUGCCAAGGAUACUUUGUACUGCCCGCGGAUGCCCCCUGUUGUUUAAAGCCAUGUGACAUGGAAGAUGGCCGAUUUCCGCCCUCCCCGCUGUGCGGUGGAGAAUGGAACGUGCUGGCCCAGUGUGAACGCGGCUUCAGCGGUGCCGCGCCAGCUUGAUCCUUCUGUAUGGGUCGGUCUGAGAGGAGAGGUCCUGCCUCUUCCACUGGCCCCUCUAACGUUGGGGGCAGGCUUGGGGGUAAACGGACGAAUGGCCCUCCCCCCCGCCCCGUGCACUGCUGUAUGCUUCCCAGUUUGUCAGCGCUAUCGGCUUUGACCUCGGCUGGGUCCCAGCUCAGGAUCUCUGCAAGCAGGCGCCUCCGUGUCGAGCAUUCGAAGCUUGGGUGGACUCAGCAGUUCAUCUUCCCCAGCCCGGCCCACUACCUCUACUGCAGCCAGCAGUAAAGAUGGCGCCCUCCAGUCUAGAAAGAGGCACUGAUGCCAGAAGAACGCCAAGCAAAACAGCCUGCAAGGUGACAUGUUCCCUGGGCAUGCUUCAAACUCCCCCUCGGAGUCAGGCCUGGCUUCGGCUUUAGAGUCUGCCUUGACGUGCUCCACACCAGAGCAAUCCAUUGACCCUGCACACACCCUCCCCCCAGUGAAAUCCUUAAUGCAGGCACACGGGAGCAUGGGUGUGUGUGAACACAUGGCGACAAUUACAUCAUGAACACCACUGGGCAUGCUUAUGGGGCGGCUCUCCAGUGGCAGAAGUGAUGUAUUUAAACACCCACCAUAAUAUGCUUGUUAAUUCCUGCCCUUGCAAGAAGAAAACACAUUUUUAACAGAUGAAAAAUGGAACAUAUUUGCCUUCCACGAAUCCUCUGGCCUUUCUUCUCUCAUCGGCUCCAUUUCUAAGCACCGCCGGGCACUGCAGCUCGUCUGUCGAGGAACCGGGGCUGGACGGCCGCGCCAAGGGAAAGAAGAAUAUAAACUUCCCUCCUCCUGAGCAGAACACACAGAAAUGAGGAGAGGUUAUCCACACCCCAGUGCAAAACCUUCCUUCCGCGGAAGCCAGCCCUAGUUGUUCAUGCUUAUUGCAUCCCGAGUUGGAAAUGUAGCCCACUCACCCGCCGCGCUGGUCAAGCACAAAGCCGUGAAUGGAAAGGACUCUGCCCCUCGGCAUAAUUUGUGAUUGUAACUCGUCGUCGUAGCAUCUUCCAUUGAUAUCCCGUGGGGAUCAUGAAUGGGGAUGACAAAUGCUGAUUUCAUCUGCUCCUUGUCAAUAAUAGCGACGUUGGCCAGAACCUAUUCGCGUGGAUGGGCCCAGAUGAUCAACAAUGCCGAGUGAUUUUGAGUGCCUCCAUUUUUGGGGUGCCCAACCGGAGCUGCCUUAAAGGGGCCUUGACUUUCAAAAAGUGCUGAGCAUCAGGCACCAUUUCAAGUCUCAAAUUCUGGGCCCCUAAAAACACAGUCACCAGCCCCUCCUGUAGCUUCACCUCUGAUCUCGUAAAGAAGGCUGUAUAGGUUCUGCAGGCAUCUGCAAAGGAGCCGGUGUAGGUUUAAUGGCUCCAGGCUGCGUGACUUAUUCGGAAACCGUCUCUAGUGCUGCCUCUCAUCCACCCCAAACGCCACCACUUCACAGAAUGCUCACGCUGAGGCCAAUCCUAGGGGGUUGGUUAGUAGCGUUGUUCCUCCGGCUGCUGGGAGACCAUGAUGACCUCGGGUGUGCACCACACUGAGCAAUGCCCCAGAGCAGCGCUGUGUUUCUGUGCCAGCAGCUCGUCUUUCCUCCGCCUCUGGAUCUUGGCAGGAAUCCCACACAAGGUCACUGCCUUUAGAUGGAAGUGAGAUGACCCUGAGAUACUGUCUGUCUAGAUAGCAUAGGGUAAGAGCUCUCUCGCCAGCCCUGUCUUCGAUUUGCUGCCAGAAUCCUCCAUGCUAGGGGAUACAGUCUCCAUGCAAAGGAGCUCCUUAAAUUUACAUGGCGACAUCCACGGUGGUUCUCCCAAGAUUUCAGAGUCCAAGGCACAGAAAUCCCCAUCUUGGUUUAACGUGACAUUAGCAGGGGCUCUACAAAUCCGCCCGGGCUAGGAGGGAGUAGUGUGUUGCUGCGUCUCGGAGAGGUUAGAGGUGGGACAGACCUGCGGCAGCAGUAGCCCAGAGGGGAUUAAGUUUGGUGCUUAACUGAUCCAGAUUGGAUGCUCCGUUUCUCUCUGGUUUACUCCUGUAGUGUUUAUUUGCAGGCGUUCACAAAAGAUGCUGUCGCCACUGGGGAUUUGCACUGUGAUUGCAGGUUCUCCUAACUUCUGCACCAUGUCCUAGGAGAAGAUGCAUCUCCAUCCAGCCCUUUCCCUGCUCUCUGUGGGACGCCCACCCAGCUCCCAUGAACUUCCUUUGCGUUUCUCCUCCAGUCCACUUUGCUAGCACGUUUCACCUGAGCAAGAAGCCAGCAAGAUGGGGACAGGGGACGGGGAGGGAUGGAGGAGAAAGGUGUCAAUCACAAAAUGCUGUUGCAGUCAGUGGCAGCAGGAUCGUGCCCUACACGUGGAGCCCUUGGCAGAGUUGGGACAGGAACAGAGAUCAUCAUGGAUGUAUCAUGAGUUCCUUUUAGAGGGCUGCAGAGUUCAGCUGCUGUAACCCGCAUCAGCGCCGCUCUGGUCCAACAGCAGUGGGAGGAUGCUCGGCCCAGCCACACUGAUGGCCCCAGUUCCUCUUGGCCAAAAUGCCUGGAGUGACACAAUACACCCCCAGAUCACAGCAGGCUGCAGCCAUGUUGCUGUUCUAGUACAAUCCGUGUACCCUGCUGAUAAAGCCUCUUUUCCAUCACACGACGGGCCUGCGAGAAUACUGCACCGCAGAGCUUUCAGCCUCCCAAAUGGAAGCCAGGUCCAUGGCUGAUCAACGGCGGCUUGAGGGUGCCGCCAAUGCUGCGCACUCCUUUGCACUUGUGGAAAUGUUUCUAUAUCAGCACCCUGCUGGCAUGAGGUCCCUUCUCGCCCUCCCCUCCUGACCCUAACCCUCAGGAUAAAGGCGAUGCAGCCCAGCGUGAGCAGGGAUGUGCAUCGUCACGAGCGUUCAGUGUGGAUCGGUGGCACGGGAUUGCACUGAGUGGCAAUGGGUUCAGAUCUGCUCCGUUCCUCGGGGGGAGUGUGAGAGCUCAGCCUGGUUCAGACCCCCUUUGCGCCACCACCCCCAGGUAGAGUUCAGAGAUUGAAACAAGUGGCUCUUGUCUGUCGCGGUGGGUGUGAUCUGAACUCGGGGGGGGGGUGUUCUCUUUCUUUGGAUGGGGACAAGUCGCAGGAUAAAUCAGAAUCAAUUCCAUUGACGUCAUGGAGCAUGUAGAACUGAGGGGACAGGAGACUGAUGUCUCCGCUUUGCUUUGAAGAUUGGUAUUAUGAACUCUCUCUGAAGGCCUCUUUGUGUUAAAAUGGUGACCAGUUUUCCAGGUCACUGCAAAACCAUGCCCCCCUUAGCUGCUGUAAUUGGUUUUUGAUGGACACCUCUCUCCUGGGACGGAACUUAUUACCUCCUUUUGCUAAGGGUGUAGUUCUGUGUAUGAGACACCGAUGGUUUUGGUCAGGGAGCGGGGAGGGUUCUUGUGUCUCGGACUCACAGCUGGUUAAGAAGUGUCUGUCCAAUAGAAGUUCUCGGAGGAAAUCUUUGCGCCUGCACAGUCGUUACUUACAAGUGAGAGCGAUUGAGUGGAGCAGAGCUGGGGGUGGGGGUGGGGGGGGAAUACGCGUACAGAAAAGGGAUGAUGGAGUCUUAAAGAUGCAGUUUUAAAGCCUGUGGUUAGGAUUGUCUUGAUGGGGCUAACAAAAUAAAGCAGAAAAAGUGCUCAGAUUUUCCUGUUUAUCUCUAACAUUUGCCACCAUUUCUGGCUAGCAGCGGCAGUUUGACAGUCAACCAGAGCAAUAUCUCCCCCCACACGCCCCCAAAAAGGAACAGAUGAGAGGAUCUGCGAUUUCUCCUCACCCAUGACAUUGCUUUAUCAUUUCAGUGGCUUGAUUCAAAGCUGGACAGUCUUUGCCUUGCCUCUCGCACACGUGGCAUUUCGGCAGUCGCACAGGGGAAAAACAGCUUUGUGCCUUUUUGUACUUUGUGGUCCAAGAUUUCCAAAUGUGGGUGUCUAAAGUGAGGUUCCUAAGCCCAUUUUUAAGCAGCUAAAAUGAAGGGCCUGUUUUUUCAGAAGGGCAGAGCAGCCAUCCUCUCACCGUGUUCAUGGGGAGCUGCUGGGUGCCGAGUGCUUUCACUCUGGACAUAGGAGCCGGACUUGAGGUACCCAUUUCUGAACAGCUUGGCCACAAAGUGUUUUAAAAGGCAACAGAAAAGGCCUGAGGUGUUAGGAUUUUUCCUGCUUUGUCCACCCUUUCUUCCUGGGAGGUUCCCAGACAAUUAGAAAGCAAGCAGGUUUCAGAUACUGGAGGCAUCGUAACCACGAAAUGAGGCUUGCUGCAUGGUGGAAGUGAUUUGUAUUUGUGUUUGGUUUUGCUAACCUUUGUUUAUAUCAAAUGCUUGGAAGAAGAGAACUCCUAGUUAAAGAAUUGUCCUUAAUUCAUAGACUAUCAGGGUUGGAAGGGACCUCAGGAGAUCAUCUAGUCCAACCCCCUGCUCAAAGCAGGAACAAUCCCCAGAUAGUUUUUUUGUUUUGUUUUUUUUAAACCCCAGAUCCCUCAGUGCCCCCCCUCAAGGACUGAGCUCACAACCCUGGGUUUAGCAGGCCAAUGCUCAAACCACUGAGCUAUCCUUCCCCUCCCUUUGAAGUCGCCAGGGCAUCACGAUCAUCCCUGACCCACUGCUCUGGAUCCUUCCAGCAAAACUAGGGCAAAACCUGAUUGACGUUCCGAAUGUUACAAAUAAAAAACAAACAGCUGGAGAAAUAAACAUUUCAUGUCUCCUUUGUCUAUCAUAGGGAAGCCAAAAAAAGGCACAGACUGAGCUGUAGGCACCAUAGACAAUAUCCUUCUUCCCUUCCCUUUAAAAUGAAUUCUCGUAAAUAUUUGAAUUCCUAGCGCUGACACUGUGCCAAACCCUAGCAUUCGGCGUGAUCGCUAUAAACAGACACUCUCUGACCAGCAUCUGAAGCAGCUUUGUGCUAUUCAUGAAGGAGAGGAAUUGUCUAACUGAGCUUGAGUGGGGGUGGGAAAUAUUAACCUGGGGGGAGGGGGUCAUUUCCUCUGUGUGCGUUACAAUGUUUUGGCUUAAAAUGAUCAUGUUUUCCCUUCUGUUCUCGGUGCUUUGUGAUUUAAAAAAAAUAGAAAAUACUGAAAGGUGACAGUGGUGAGGAGUGUGAAAUACCUGUGUAAAUGGCCACCUUUUGAACUGAGGUUUGUUUCUACCUAUUUAAAGAUUGUGUUAUUGGUAAAUUAUAUUACGGGUUUUGAGAUAAAGCCACCACCACCAUACUUGGGCUGAAGGAGCUUUCAGCAACAGAGUUAUUACCAUUAGCCAGUUUGGGAAGAGGCAGAGGCUCGUCUGUCCAAACAAAAUGAGGGUUAAGUUGCUUUAUUUUUCAAAACUGACACAGGGAAGCAAAAGGAAGAUCCUUUUUAAAACUGCAGUUUACAAGUUCUUCUAUCCCAUUUGCUUCUAACCACUUGGCUCCAUAGGCAGCUUCAGCUUUUGGUCUUGUUCUGGAUACUGUCUGGUGAGGCAAGAAUUCGCCUGGUGUCUUUGCUCAGUGUAGGGCUAUGGGACAGGGGGCAUCACAUUUUCAAGCAUAUAACCAACGUUCUUAGGGGUUUUUUAAGUGUUCUGCUUUACUUUAGAUAAUAUUCUCCCAGAAGAACUCUUGAUUUCCCGGCUGUUUCUUUCUCUGCAACAAAGAACUGCGUAUAGUUUUCCUUUUAAUCUCCGUGGGCAAUCUUAGUAGUAUGUAGAUUAAGCCCAAGGACUUUUUUGGUCUGAGCCAUAGCUAAAUUAUUAUAUCCAGUGCUUUUAUACCAGACAACAUCACUUGGGAUAUGCAGAUGAGGUAUAGGAUCUUGACACUUUAUAACCUUUUUUAAAAGAAAAGUCUGUUUACUUAUGUCUUGUGUAAAAUCGUAUGCCUUUUAGUAAUCACUUUUAUGAAAUUCCUAAAGUGGAUUAAGGGAGUUUUGCCUCCGGCAACAACAGCAAAAUAAAAAUAAAGGGUUCACUGUU
This is a messenger RNA of Mauremys reevesii (Reeves's turtle), 10804 nucleotides long. RefSeq names its product protein tyrosine phosphatase 4A3 (gene PTP4A3). Gene Ontology annotation, biological process: protein dephosphorylation; endothelial cell migration. Gene Ontology annotation, cellular component: nucleus. Gene Ontology annotation, molecular function: protein tyrosine/serine/threonine phosphatase activity. The record is from RefSeq and is a predicted model, not a curated record. The transcript is spliced from 9 exons. Bases 1140 to 1661 code for a protein of 173 amino acids. NCBI's taxonomy places the organism in Eukaryota, Metazoa, Chordata, Testudines, Geoemydidae.